CAUUGGGACGCAGUCGUGGUUGGUACCGAGUCAGUCGUACGUUUUGCAGCCGUAGCUAGCGGAAGUCCGGAGACCAUUACCAGUGAUAGCCGCGCAAUCGCCACAUCAAAAGUCCACCCUACAGUCAUACGAUACACUCGAAGAUGUGUAAGACGUCACCGAAGAUGCCUGAAGUAGACCAAAGUGUCAUACCUACAUUAUUCUACCCACAAUUGACGGUCAAAAUAAUCAUACCCAGCCGUCCGUCGGAUUCUGAGCACCCAAUUCACGACUUCAGUGAUGAUUUAGUUCCCGAAACUAUAGCCCACAUGAAAGUUAUAAACGGCACUUAUCACUAUCUCGUGAAGUGGAAGGAUGUCGAACAACUAUCAUACGUGCCAUCUUCCUAUGCAAACGAAAAUAUUCCACAAAUGGUUAUUACGUUCCAAGAGAAGCACUUGAGAGUGGUCGAUGUUUCUAGAUAAUGGCUGUAUAUUGUCAAGGAGACUUCACUACCUUCUGCUGUCUCCGAUCUAUAUAAAAAAUAAAAUAAAAAUGCACUGUCUAUAUCUAUAAUGUAUCAAUAUAAUAUAUUUUUAUUUUCAGACAUAAUAUUAUAACAAUUUUAAUAUACAAAUUAUAAUAAUGCUUAUUGGUAACAAUUAAAAAUAUUAUCUACUAAAUAUACACGUAUACAAUUAUUGUACAAGGACCUAUAGUAAAACCACGUAUUGUAAAUUGCAAUACUGAAUUUUUGUCUUUGAAUAAAUAUUUUGACUGUUGCAU
Acyrthosiphon pisum (pea aphid) is the source of this 765-nucleotide messenger RNA. Its product is annotated as heterochromatin protein 1-like. Gene Ontology annotation, cellular component: nucleus. NCBI's taxonomy places the organism in Eukaryota, Metazoa, Arthropoda, Insecta, Hemiptera, Aphididae. The transcript has 3 exons. The coding region runs from base 144 to 464 and encodes 106 amino acids. The record is from RefSeq and is a predicted model, not a curated record.